Messenger RNA from Gracilinanus agilis (Agile Gracile Mouse Opossum), 384 nucleotides. RefSeq names its product nuclear transport factor 2-like. Gene Ontology annotation, cellular component: nuclear pore central transport channel. The record is from RefSeq and is a predicted model, not a curated record. The transcript is spliced from 2 exons. The coding region runs from base 1 to 384 and encodes 127 amino acids. Gene Ontology annotation, biological process: protein import into nucleus. NCBI's taxonomy places the organism in Eukaryota, Metazoa, Chordata, Mammalia, Didelphimorphia, Didelphidae.
AUGGGAGACAAGCUUGUUUGGGAGCAGAUUGGAUUCAGCUUUGUGCAACAUUACUACCAGAUAUUUAAUAAUGGCAGAACCCAAUUAGGAGCAGUAUAUAUUGAUACAUCUUGUCCUACAUGGGAAGGGCAGCAAUGCCAAGACAAAGCAGCCAUCAUGGAGAAAUUGUCUAGCCUUUUAUUUCAGAAAAUACAACAUAGCAUCACAGCUCAGGACCACCAGUCCACCCCUGACAGCUGUAUUCUCAGUAUGGUUGUGGGACAGCUAAAGAUAAAGAAAGAUCCCAUCAUGGAAUUCCACCAGAUCUUUCUAUUAAAGAACAUCAAUGAUGCUUGGGUCUGCAUCAGUGACAUGUACAGGCUAGCACUGCACCACUUCGGCUGA